CAUGGAAGGACAAAGUAACUGCAACUUCGUGCAACAAACAAAUUUGGGUUAAUUUGCGUUACCUCCCCUGAAGAAGAUCAUAAUUUGAGUUACCUCCCCUACGGAACAAAUAUUAGUAAAACCUCCUCUCGUCACUUUUUCCAUCCAAACCCGGUUAGCUGAGAAGAUCAUAAUUUGAAUUACCUCCCCUAGAGAAGAUCAUAAUUUGAGUUACCUCCCCUAAGAGCAUCCAGCUGUACGAAGCAGCUGACUCGGCUAACCGGGUUUGGAUAUAAAAAGUGACGAGAGGAGGUUUUACUAAUAUUUGUUCUGUAGGGGAGGUAACUCAAAUUAUGAUCUUCUCCAGGGGAGGUAACGCAAAUUACCCCAACAAAUUUUGUUGAUGUGGGAAACCCGAAAAUCCAAGCAAGGAUUGUGAGGAGUUGGGAAGAACUCUCUUUCUACACCAGUGAAAUUUUGAGUCUCGAUAUGCUACUCAUCGACAGCAAUGGAGCAACUUUAUCUGCAUCUGUACCGAAGAACAUGAUAGGGAAAUUUGGCUCCCUAUUUCAGCACGGAAGAAUCUUCUCGAUUGAAAAUUACGACGUCAGAGGGGCAAAACAAACUUAUCGCCCUGUGGACACCAAGCGCAUAAUUGUGUUCACACCAAGCACAGAAGUCAGGGUACUGGAUGCAACUCGGGUCUCCAUUCCUGACUACAAAUACACAUUUGUAGAGUUUGAAUCCCUUCCAAAACAAUUGGAAUCCGGAAACUCAACCCUGACAGAUGUUGUCGGAAAACUGUCGUCUAUCGCCCCUGUCAAAGUUGUAACUCGGUACGAUGGAAAGAAAAUAACAAAGCGGGAAAUCAGCAUUGAAAACAUGAGGGGCAAGGUGAUAAAAAUCACGUUGUGGGAAAAUUCAACUGCCCUAAUCAGUAGAGAAAUUAUCCAGAGCCACUCGAAGCCAGUCAUCUUGAUAGCAGUUUCAACCUACGUCAAUGAAUUUAGAGGCAAGUACUCACUUGCUUCCACAAAUGCGACAAAGCUCUACUACAACUUAUCUAUCCCCGAAGUCGAGCAAUUGACAAAGAGGUCAAUUGUACCGAUAAGGGGAAGAUCCAUGGUGGGCGAAUCGGCAAUUCAAAACCGAAAAAGUAUUUUGGAAUUACAGGAUGCUGUAUGGGAUCCCAAAAAACAGGAGAACAACAUCUUCAGUUGCAGAGCUACUAUCCAAAGUAUCCUUGACCUACGGUCCUACUCAUCCUGUGAAAAGUGCAGCAAGAAGGUAGAGAUACGUGGCAAUAAGACUUGGUGCACAACAUGUCAAAUGGAGGUCACAGCGGUGCCUAGGUACCAUCUAGAAAUGGAGGUGCAGGACUCCACAGGCAGGACUAGCUUUGUAGCAUUCGACAGAGAGGUGGAAAACUUGAUCCUGGCCGCCCCCACCACAGGCAUGUCAAAGAUAGAGCAGGGAGAUCAUCCUGCAAAGGAAUUUGAAACCCUUUAUCUGCACCAUCAGCUGGAAUUCCAGAUCAAGCUUACUGAAUUUAACAUGAAACAGCAUGUCAAAACCUUCACUGCCCAAAAGAUGUUCCAAAUACAUAAUGGUGAAGCUAAAGGUGCAGAAAUGAUGAACUCUGGACCAAAUUUUCAGGAAAUGAAGGACACUGACGGGAUCAGCGUUGAAGAAACGGAAACCAAAGGGAAAAGGGUGACAACUAGUGAUGCAGAAAGCACUGAACCAAAGAAUUCCCAGACCUACAAACAUAUUCUCAGUACUAUCUAUUGAGUUAACGUAAUAUACAAGUACUUGUUAUGUAUAAGUUGUAGAGUUUCCUUUCAAUAGAUUUCUUGUAUCUUAGGAACUCCAAACUCUACAAGUUAUACAUAACAAGUACUUGUAUAUUACGUUAACUCAAUACUAUCAAGACCGAACAAAAGAGCCCUGAAUGUGAAGGGAACCCACCAAAAAGGCUAUGCGUGAGACAGAUUGGAGUAACUACUGACCAAAAAAUGAUAAAAGCUGAAGAAUGAGCAUACAACCCUUCUCUAUUUGGUUGCAUUUUUUCUUAUACUAUGUUGUACUUCUUCUUGCUUUCAGUCAUUUCUUAAGAAAUUUUGGGCGGCCGAUAUAAGCCCCCGAUUUUGACAGUAUAUAUUUGUCCUCCCACGGGACAAGGCCACCCCAAGUCGACUCUGAACCCCAAAGACUCUUUAGAUAACAGUCUAACCAAAACCGAUUUACAUUGAAAAAAAAUUCAAUCA
Messenger RNA from Papaver somniferum (opium poppy), 2246 nucleotides. Its product is annotated as replication protein A 70 kDa DNA-binding subunit C-like. NCBI's taxonomy places the organism in Eukaryota, Viridiplantae, Streptophyta, Magnoliopsida, Ranunculales, Papaveraceae. The record is from RefSeq and is a predicted model, not a curated record. The transcript has 9 exons. Gene Ontology annotation, biological process: DNA recombination; DNA repair; DNA replication. Gene Ontology annotation, molecular function: DNA binding. Gene Ontology annotation, cellular component: nucleus. Bases 469 to 1770 code for a protein of 433 amino acids.